GUCCCGGCUCCCCUCAAAAACUCGAGCGCGCAUGCGCGUUUGAAGAGUGUGGAGAAAAUGGCAGACGUCUCUCUUGAUGAAGUUAUACGACGGCGCCGUAUUAACGUCAAGACUGCAGCGAAAAGGCCAGCGUUUGGACGGGGUUUAGGAGGGGAUGGCAAAGGUUUUGAUGCCAGACAAAAGAUUGGAGUGAAUGAUGUAAGACAGAGGCUUGGAGGAGGCACAGGUUUUCAAGUGAAAGAUGCCAGAGAGAAGCUGGGGCAAAAGGAUGCUCGCUUCAAAAUCCGUGGCAGGGGAGGAGCAGGAGUGGUGCAGGACGCUCGUCAGAUGAUCAACUCACGCAAGCAGGGCCAGAAUCAGUUCACCGUCUCUGCACCGACCACACUAAAGACAGCAGUAACGCAGCAUUUACAGAGCCAGACGCAUGUGCCGCAGAUACAGAUACACACCAGCAACAAUCUCGCUGGUGUGAACACGAGGCAGUUUGCUUCUAAUGUACAAGGACCGAGUGCAAAGGCCAGCGCAGCGCCACAGCUGAGCAAUAAUGUAAGAAUGAUGGAUGCUCGUGAUAGGCUGAGCCUCAAGAGGAGCAUUGGAGCGACACAGACGCAAGCAGCAGCUGUACCACCUCUAAAGAUAACUAAGACCAUCCAGCAACGUCCAGUAGGGAUGUCAGGAGGAGUACGUGCAGCUACGGAGCCUACCUUAAAUGAGCAUGAUGGUGCCCCAAGUAAACAGUUAAAGAUCACAACUGCAAACAACAUGCUACAAUCACGGCCUGGUACAGCAGGCUCAACAUUCUCCAUGUCAGCCCCGAUCACCAAGGUGGUUAAAAAUGAUGCUUACACGGCCCCUCGUCCUGCUGCUCCCGUGGGUUCCGCUCGGCCCAACACCAGUCUGGCUGCCACACGGUCCUCAGCUGCAGCCUUACAGCCGGUAUCCAGGACUCUUCAGCAAACCACAGCAGAAACCAGUGCAACGGUUCCUGCUCCUCCUCAGCCUGCUUUUAGCCCUUUGGAGGGGACAAAAAUAACAGUGAACAACCUGCAUCCCCGAGUCACUGAGGAGGACAUAGUGGAGCUGUUCUGUGUGUGCGGUGCCUUGAAGCGAGCACGGCUGGUGAAGGUAGGCGUCGCUGAAGUGGUGUUUGUCCGUAAAGAGGACGCCGUGAGCGCGUACAGGAAGUACAACAAUCGCUGCUUGGACGGCCAACCCAUGAAGUGUAACCUUCAUAUUCAGGGAAAUGUCAUCACUUCUGAUCAGCCCAUUCUAUUGAGACUCAGCGAUACUCCCGGUACAGGCAGCAGCACAAAGAAAGAAGGUCUGCCCCCCUCUUUAUCUCGGCCCACGGGUCAGCGCUCCUCCUCUCAGCCCACCCCAGAGGUGGACCCUCAGACCAUCCUCAAAGCUCUCUUCAAGUCCACUACACAGUCACCCUCCACCACUGAGCCUCCCAGCUCACAGGCCACUGCCUUUCGCAUCAAGAUUUAGCCCGUGUCUAAUGUGAAAAUGCUGUCUGUUCAUGUUACUGCAUUCUCAGUGUUCCCAUUUUCAAACUGUGGUUUUCACAUUGACAGCAGGCAGCACACAUUCUCAUGAAACUGAUUUUUACAUAUUUGAUAUACAUAACUCCUGUAAACGUGAAAUUCAUAAUGCAUCCUUGUUUGAGUUAUAUGGUAUAAAAAGUCACCUGUUUUUUUUUUUUUUUUGUUUUGUUUUGUUUUUUGGGAAACAACUGUGGAAAGAAGUGUCAUGAUGUUUAAUCUGGUUUCCUGGUGGAGGGAGGAUGUACCAAAUGAAGUUGGAUGAGGUUUUUUUUUUUUAUUUUAUUUUAUUUUAGAAAUUGAAUCACAGUUUGAAUUUUUUUAAUAUUCCCAUCACUUGCCUCCAAAAUCCAAAAAAGGAGUUAAACAAAACAGCCAAAAAACUUUGGCUUAUUGGCAAUUGAGUUUCUUUAUCAUUACUGAGAGUUAUGUAAUAUUUAAGGUUGAAUAUUCAUGCAGGUGUCUUUAUAUUGUCAGUACUUCUCUUUGGGUUACCUGGGUGUGUACAAAGCAUAGGAAAAAACAAUAUACAGACCAAACAACACAAAGAAAAACAUGCCACGUCCGUCUUUUUAGGAAGGACCAUUAGGUUGUCUUCCCACAUCUUAACCUAAGUUGAGCCCAAAGAGAUGUCCUGCCAGCCAAAAUAACUGAAAAUACCUGCAAAUUGGGGUCCGGCAGAAACUAUAUAAUAACUUCAUUAAGCUCUCAAACAGACAUGUUGAUUUAUUUGUUUUUAACAUUCAGACUCAUGUUCUCUGGUUUUUGCUCAGUGGUCUAGAUUUGGAGCGAAACAUCUUUAAUUCUUUCUAUCAUUACGCUCGAUUUGUGUUGAAGGACUGUAAUUUACUUUCUGUUGCUUUCUUGGUAUGUCGUGCACGAGGAGACAAAAGUGGUAGGAUCUGUCUGAAAUGUCAUCAUUAAAUAUUUAGCUUUGUA
Molecule: messenger RNA, 2483 nt
Organism: Archocentrus centrarchus (flier cichlid)
Lineage: Eukaryota; Metazoa; Chordata; Actinopteri; Cichliformes; Cichlidae
Gene: poldip3
Product: polymerase (DNA-directed), delta interacting protein 3
Exons: 10
Coding region: 58-1491 (477 amino acids)
Biological process (GO): poly(A)+ mRNA export from nucleus
Cellular component (GO): nuclear speck; nucleus
Molecular function (GO): mRNA binding
Source: RefSeq, a predicted model, not a curated record